CAAAAAGAUAAAGUAUAACAAUAUCUAAAAUGUUAUGACUUCCGUGUUGUCUGAGUUAUAGUAAGGGGCUUUUAAAAGACGACGUCACCCCUUCAACAUCAUGAAUGCAGUAAGCACACAAUAUCGAGUACGUGUAUGUUCUAAUUGCCCGGGAGACGCAGAAUACUUGUGUGAAUCAUGCCCUAGUGACCUUUGUUCCCAGUGUAGUGAAAACCAUGUGAACAAUCUGAAAACAAUUGAUCAUAAUGUGACGCUUCGUAAAAAAUAUCACUAUAUUCUAAAACAUGAGUUAUGUAUUACACAUCCAGGGAAAGAUAGCAUAAAUGACUGUGAACCUUGCGAAGAUCCUGUCGGUUAUUGUUGCAAAAAACAUAAAAGUCACCAACAGAUUGUUGUCCAAAACAUGAUUCAGACAAUCAGAAUUGAGACACUCUUUUUAAGACAUAUGCUUCUGGAAAGAAUCAAAACUAAGAUGAAAGAUGUCCCGACACAUUUCUCAUUCUAUCAGUCAGAGCUGUUAACAAAGGCCCAGACACUGAAGAAUGUUAUUGAUUAUGUGCUAUAUGAUGGUUUAAAACACAGGUGUUUAAAACAGAAAUUUAAAUUGAGGAGACAUCUUGCCAGAAUACAAAGAUAUAUAUCCAGAAAUGAACAAUCAGCUAUCAGUCCAGUGAUAUCCAUUCAAUCCUGGAAGAAUUAUGUUAUACCUGAGAAACAUUUUUCACUUCACACCAACCAGUUUUCCAUGACUGCGCUAUAUAACAAAAAAAAUGUGGUGGAUUCACUGUGUAAAAUAUAUUCAAAGGGAAGAAAACUAUGCAUACGAAAUGAGCAUUUGCUGAAACUGAUGCCAAUUCCUGAGUUUCAUCAAUCUUUUACACUAACAAAUGAAGAUCGAUGCAAUCACAUAACAUUUGUGACAAAAGAAAAAAUCUGCGUCAGUGAUAAAAAAGACAUCAGGUUGACUAACGCAACAGGUAACACUCUGCGGGAUAUUGAAGACAUGUGUAGUCACGAUUUUAAAGGUAAUGGAAUACAUACAGUAAAUAGACAUGGUGAAUUGAUUUAUAUUGAUGAUAAGUAUAACAUCAAUAAACUGUCAAAAAAUAUGAAAACAGUUACAACAUUUAUACAACGAACCGAUGAAAAACUUUUUCCACAGUGUGUAUAUUGCUCUCCGCUCACUGGGGAUCUUCUUGUCGUAGUUCUUAUAUUGAGUACAAAUUCUGCUAUGUUAUCCGGUGUUAAACGAUACAACCAGAGCGGACAACUGACACAAACAAUACAACAAAACAACAAAAAAAUGGCACAAUUUCAAAGACCGGAAUUUAUAACAGAGAACAACAAUGGGGAUGUUAUUGUGUCUGACGCGGUUGCGGUAGUUGUGACAGAUCGUGAAGGAACACACCGUUUCUCAUACACAGGACCUUCAUCCGUUCGUCAUCGGCUGAUGCCAAACGGAAUAUGUACAGACGCGCUGUCACACAUCUUGGUGUGUUAUGGAGGUGCACAGACAGUGCAUAUGAUAGACAAAGACGGUUAUUUCCUGUCCUAUCUAUUGAGAAGACCAUCGGGAAUAUUUUAUCCAAGUAGCAUUAGUUAUGAUGUCAACACUCACCGCAUCUGGGUCGGAUCAGAGUACAACAACAAAAUAUGUGUCUUCAGAUAUAUAACCAGAAAAGACGUACAAACUGAUCCAAAUAAAAGCACAAACGAAGUGGCAGAGCCCAUAAAUGCAGUUGAAAUCAUUGACACAUGUGAUAAUGGCACUGAACGUAAGAUGAAACUUAUUUUUCAACCAAAGUUAAUUCAAUCUCUUGAAGUGAAAAACAUGCCUGUUGACCACAUUUCCUUCUUAGCAUCAGAUCGGAUUUGGGUCACAGGUACAUGCACAUUUUUAUUGAUGAAAACCAAAGAUAAACCCUUACAUCAUCAAAAGAAUUUACAUUUGGAACCUUUCGGAUUUUAUAGUGGAAGACACGCAGAGAAUGAUGACAAUGAGCUAUUUUAUAUACACAAUAAAAAUAACAACAUCUACAAACUAUCUAAGGACAAGAAAAGCACACUAUUCAUUAUGAAAAACUCCUCAUGGGAAUACCAGUGUGUUUACUGGUCCAUGAUUACUAAUGAUCUAUUGGUUGGGAUGUAUCGAAAAGAUAAACAGACAGGCUUAGUUUCCCGAUACAACAAGAGCGGACAACGGACACAAACAAUAGAGCAGGACAGCACUGGACUAGAGCUCUAUUGUAAGCCAUAUUACAUAACGGAAAACCACAAUGGGGAUGUUGUUGUUUCUGACGUUGGAUUGCAUACGUUUGGUGCUAUAGUGGUGGCGGAUCAUGAAGGUAAACAUCGUUUCUCCUACCAGCCAGAAUCAGUAUUUCAGCCACUUGGAAUCUGUACUAACUCAAUGUCCCACAUCCUAGUGUGUGAUACACUUAAUCGCUCGAUACAAUUAUUACACAAAGACGGUCAGUUCUUGUGCUAUCUUGAAAUAGAAGGACAUCUUUUAUUUUUUCCAUACUUUAGUUAUGAUGUCCUAUUUAAUUGUCUCGAGGUCAUACCUAAAGACAAUGAUAUAUUUUUCAAGUAUAGAAAUAUGAAUAGUAAUGAAGAACCUGACCUGUGUAUGUCCAGACAGUAGUAUACUCUUUUAUCAAUUUAGCUGUGUUGGUAAAAAGCUGAAAAAAUUCAAAUUACAGCAAACUGGACAUUAGAUUUCAAAAUAAAAUGAAUCAAAGGUGUAGUAUGUAAAUUAUUUUUUUUUUUAGAUAUAUCUAGCUAUUUACCUUUAGACACUAGUUCAAUCACUUAAAAAAGUUGGGAAGAGAAUUUAUAAAUGAAACUUUUGAAAAUUAAUAAAUAAAAGUUAACAUAUAAACCAUGUGUAGUACAUGUGUAUGAACAUAUUUAGCAGUUAUUUUGAAAUUUUUUUAAACAAUUUGCUUACAGAAAGAUAUAUUAAAAAAUAGCUAACGUUAAUAUAAUUGUUUAUUCUUUGGUAGACCGCAAUUGCCUCGAACAAUACUAGAGUUGUCCGUGGACAAGCCUAAAUUUAAAUACAAGUAGUGUUAUGUAUAUUUCUUUAAGCAUAUUUACAACCCUUUUCCACAUUAGAAUUUAAAAAAUUGUAAAAUGUUAUACUAUGUUUAAACUAAAAUUACAAAUACAACUCCGUUAUUAGACGUCGGUGACCCAGAGCAAGGCGGAUUUUUUUUUAUAGAAUAUGUUACUUAUCAUUCAAAACAUUCCAUUUGUACUCCAUGUCUAAAAAAUUGACGUUUUCGGAAAACUCGGAGCAGCGAGCGGUAAUAAUAUGCGAGAGCAUCAAAAAAACUCUUACAGUGACGCAACAAUCGAUAAAACAGACGUAAACCGUUCCUAAAUAUUCAAGUGGCACACAAGAUUUUCAGACGGAAAGGAAAAUGUAAUGGAUAACGACCAUUAUUUCGAAAUUAUGGAGCCGUGAAAAAUGAAGUUCGGGACAUUAUUGAAAGUGAUAGCCGACUAACAGUGUGUAAAGUUGCAGAAAAAUACGGAGAUUCAAAGACCACGAUACAUGACGUUUUAACCCAAGAUUUGAAUAUAAGUCGUGUCUGUGCACGAUAGGAUCCAAUAAUUUUGACUUGUGAAACGGAGAGAAGAAUUUCUAAGACAGUUUAUUACAAAAAUGGCAAAGGCGGUAGAAAUUUUGUUCAGGAUUGUUACAACUGAUGAAAAUUGGUUCCAAUGCUAUGAUCCCGAAACAAAACAUCAGUCCAGCCAAUGGAAUGUAACUAAAAAGUGUGUAAUUCAAAUACAGACUAGAAACUAAUUGCCAAGCAAGUUGAUUUUAAAAUAAAUGAUAAUCGAGAAAAUCAACUCCCGUCAGUACUUCAGUACUUUGAUUAUGGACCGUAAGGGAUUAUUCUUAAACAUGCAGUAUUCAAUGGCCAGAAAGUAAAUUCCGAUUGCAAGGUUCUGAGGAGGGAUCUGAUACUGGCUCUCAAAAAGAAACACCCAUACCUAGCGGAUCAUUCGGAUAAUUUGUAAUUUCACCAAGAUACAUCUCAGAAAACAGUUAGCAAUCAAUUUACUUUGGUUCAAGUGCCUCAGCAUCCUCCAUACAGCCCUGACCUGGCUCUCAUUGCCCUUGCCGUAUUCAAGUCAUUUUUGCGCGGCAAGAGAUUUAGGAAUAUGAAAGAACUUAGACAGGAAGUUUGAAAUUUUUAAUUAAAAGAGUUGUAUGUGCGCA
Molecule: messenger RNA, 4234 nt
Organism: Magallana angulata
Lineage: Eukaryota; Metazoa; Mollusca; Bivalvia; Ostreida; Ostreidae
Exons: 4
Coding region: 101-2644 (847 amino acids)
Biological process (GO): protein polyubiquitination; proteasome-mediated ubiquitin-dependent protein catabolic process; negative regulation of translation
Molecular function (GO): ubiquitin protein ligase activity; translation repressor activity; zinc ion binding
Source: RefSeq, a predicted model, not a curated record